Messenger RNA from Podarcis lilfordi (Lilford's wall lizard), 15235 nucleotides. The record is from the annotation of a GenBank genome assembly. NCBI's taxonomy places the organism in Eukaryota, Metazoa, Chordata, Lepidosauria, Squamata, Lacertidae.
AUGACUCACAGGCAAGAGCAGCUGCAAGGUGUGUGGGGGGGAAAUCCCCCGCUCCCCCCAAAACCUCACACUUUGGUGCUUUCCUUCCUUUAUUGCCCGCCCUGCGCCCCAAACGUCCCAGGGCGCCUUGCAGAAAAGCAUCCCAGAAUGGUAGAAUUGGAACGGGACCCCCGAGGGACAUCUAGUCCAACCCCCGGCCAGGCAGAAACCAAAGCCCAAGCAUCGGUUUAGGGAAGCUUUUAAUAUCUGAUGAUUCUUUUUUUUUUUUUAAAUAAUUUUUAUUAAGGUUUUAAACAACAAAGAAAGAGAAAAAAAACAUACGCAAUACAUAUAACAACAACACACACAAAAAAAAACACAAAAUUCAACAAUAAAAAAAAACAAAAAACAUAACAAUUAAAAACAAUAUCUCUUUUCCAUUUCCAUUUUUAAGUUACUUAUUUUCUGGACUUCCUCAUACCUCCCUCUUUUGUAUUCCAAACCAAAUUGUUUGUCCAGCAGUUUCUUUUCCACUUUUUUAAUCCCAAUCUUUAGUUUGAUAAAAUAUUAAAAUAUAUAACUUCAACUUCUUUAAACCUAAUCCUUGGUCUUAGUAUCAUAUAACGUUAAAAUUUUCCCUCUUAAUAUCAAAUUUCCAUUUCUUUAAACAUCUUUAAUCUUAAUCUUUAAUCUUAGUCUAUCAUUAACUUUAACCUGUACAGCUGGAAACCACUUGUUUUCAGUCCAACAUCACUCUAACAUUCCUUAAUUUUGCAGUGUUUCUGAAGAUAGUCUUUGAAUUUCUUCCAAUCUUCCUCCAUCGACUCUUCUCCCUGGUCACGGAUUCUACCAGUCAUUUCAGCCAAUUCCAUAUAGUCCAUAAGUUUCAUCUGCCAUUCCUCCAGCGUGGGAAGUUCUUGUGUCUUCCAAUACUUUGCAAUAAGUAUUCUUGCUGCUGUUGUUGCAUACAUAAAGAAAGUUCUAUCCUUCUUUACCACCAUUUGGCCGACUAUGCCCAGGAGGAAGGCCUCUGGUUUCUUAGGGUAAUAUCUGAUGAUUCUAGAUUCAGGUAGGUAGCCGUGUUGGUCUGACGCAAUCUAAAUUAAUUAAUUAAUUAAUUAAUUAAUUAAUUAAAAUGUUCAGGAGCACCUUAGAAACCAACGAAGUUUGUUCUGGGUAUAAGCUUUCGUGUGCAAGCACACUUCUUCAGAUACCUUCUGAUACUUCUUCAGGUCUCUGAAGACGUGUGCAUGCACAUACCCAGAACAAACUUAGUUGGUUUCUAAUAUUUGAUAAAUUAUUGUAUUUUAAUAUUUUGUUGGAAGCCGCCCAGAGUGGCUGGGGAAUAAAUAAAUCAAUUAUGAUGAUGAUGAUGAUUAAAUCUCUGGCCGGUGGCCCUUGGGACGGCCUGGAAACACGCGCUGCAUCAAGAAACGAGUUCCCAGCCCUGGAAAAACAAGGAGGGGCAGCAUUUUUCAAAAGGAAAAAUCAAAUUAAAUCAGGAAAUUACACUACACGCCUAAAAAACCUUUCCCACCCAUCUGAGGGUCUCAGGCCCAGUGCAGAGGCAGCAGGAGGAGGAGGGCGGCCCGCGAAGGCCUCCCACGCGGCCCCCACCCUCCCGCCCACGGAGCAGCGUGGCUCGGGCGCCCCCUGGAGGAGAAGAGAAGCCGCUGCAGCAGAGCCCGUCCAUCUGCGGCGCCCGAGAACCUCACUGGCUGGAGGGAUGCGGGAAAGGCGGGACCUGCGCUCCCAUUGGCUCGCUCGCCGCGAGGCCCGUCCAUCUGCGGCGCCCGAGAACCUCACUGGCUGGAGGGAGGGGGGAAAGGCGGGACCUGCGCUCCCAUUAGCUCGCUCGCCGCGAGAGGCCCGCCCCUCCCGCCGUGCUCUGCGUGCUCGAUUCUGAAGCGGCCCCGCCCCGUCCGCGCAUGCGCCGUGAGGAGAGCGCCAGAGGCCGUGCGCUGCGCUCGCUUGGCCCGCUCGCCGUCGUCGCGGCCGCCGCGGAGGAACCGGUGAGUGGCGGAGGCGGCGACCCCGACUUCCCCCCCCCUCAGUGUCCCGUCCGCGGCCCACUCCACCCGCCCUCGUCGCCAGGGAGGGGCCCCGUUGCCCCGGCAACCCCCGCAGGCCCGUCGCUUGUGCGCGUGCGCAGUCCGUCGCGGGAAGGAAGGGGGGGAGCCGAGGGGGCGCGCGCCUCUCUCUCCGUCUGUCUCGUGCACGCGCAUCCCGUGGGCCCCGCCCUCUCCUCGCGACGGGGGAGGGGGAGGGGGCCGCUUCUGCGGCUGCGCGGUUUGGCGGGGCCGGGACUUUUAUUCCGGUGGGGGGGCGAGAGGAGGUGGGCGGCGCCAGGAAGGUCACGUGCAAGGCACCCCGAGGUCAUCCAGCCGGACCCCCGGGCGAUGCGGGACUCGGCAGCCCGAGAACGGGAAGGGAACAAGGCGAUCAAGGACUGCAAAGUGUUUUAAAUAUCCGUAUCAUAGCUGUCAACGUUUCCCUUUUUGUAAGGGAAAUUCCCUUCUUCCUAAUAGGCUUCCUCGCAAGGAAAGGGAAAAGUUGACAGCUGUGAUCGCUGCGAACAAGUGAACAGAUUAGCAGGACCUGGAUAAAUUCAGCAGCAUAAGAGGAAGGAGGCGAUGGAUAGUAGAGCCUGGGAACUUGGAAUACGCGGAAGAGAGCAGAGAAGGAGGGGAAUGGAAGCCCUUAGCAGGCAGGGCCACACUCGGCCCUGCAAAUGCAUUGGGACUACAAUUCCCAUCAUCCCUGACCACUGGUCCUGUUAGCUAAGGAUGAUGGGAGUUAUAGUCCCAAAACAGCUGGAGGGCCAAGUUUGGCCGUGCCUGCAAAGUGUUCUUGUGUUGAGACCUUCCAUCGUUGUGGUUUCGUUUUCAUUUUUCUUCUUUCCUGAUUCUUUUACUGUAUGUAAAAAUGCAAUGAAAAGUACUAUAAAAGAAAAGGAAUUGGGGCUAAAGAAUAAUAGAAUCAUUGAGUUGGGAGGGACCCCAAGGGUCCUCUAGUCCAUCCCCCUGCAGUGCAGGAAUCUCAGCUCAAGCAUCCAGGACAGAUGGCCAGCCUCUGCUUAAAACCCUCCAAGAAAGGAGAGUCCACCACUUCUCCAGGGAGUCCAUUCCACUGUCCAGCAGCUCUUACAGUCAGAAUUUUUUUCCAUAUGUCUAUAGUUGGAAUGUCCUUUCCUGCAACUUGCCUGGUGUGUUUUCCCAGUGGCCAGCCAGAUCCCUGGCAGAUCCAGACAGCCACCCCACCUCUCUGCUUAAGAGCCUCCAGCGAAGGAGAGAGAGUCCAUCGCCUUUCGAGGGAGCCCCUUCCACCAUAGAAGGCACUUAUCCUCAGGAAGUUCUUCCUGAUGUUUAGUUGGCAUCUCCUUCCUUGCAGUUGGAGUCUGUUGCAUCAGGUCCUCCUCUCUGGAGAAGCAGAAAGCAAGCUUGUUGCUUCCUCCAUGAGACAACCCGUCAGAGAUUUCUCCUCUCAGUCUCUCCUCCAGGCUAAACAUACCCAAUUCCCUCAACUGUUCCUCACAAGGUUUGGUUUGCAGACCCUUGAGUGUCUUAUCUUGUCUCUAGUUCUCUUAGACUGGGGUGCCCAGAACUGGACACAGGACUCCAGGUGUGACCAAGGCAAAAUAGAAUAGUGCUAGAUUCAGGUAGGUAGCCUUGUUGGUCUGACGCAGUCGAAAUAAAAACUAUUGUUUUUCCUGCCAGAUGCAGAAAUACAGGAUCUCAAAGCAGCUGUCUUAUUACAAAAGAAUUUCAGAAAUAGACUUGAAAGAGAAGUUGCUGAAUUACAACAUAUUACUAAACUGAAAACUAUGGAGAGACCUGGUCUGAAUAGAGAUACGUACUGGAUUAUUGUCUCAUUACACGUGCGAAAGCUAUUUUUUGUCAUUGCUUACUAUCCCCUGUAGGACUAAUUGCAGUUGUUAACAGUCACAGGUUUACCAUACGCAUUGAGCCAGUCACUCAUCUCCUACUACCUUACUGAGAAAAACCCCACCAUCCCACUAUAUAUAAGGGUCUGGUGACUUCUGUUUCAGUGUAUCUGAAGACCUGACACGAAAGCUUAUACCCAGAACAAACUUAGUUGGUCUCUAAGGUGCUACUGGACAAUUUUUUAUUAUUAUUAGAAUAGUGCUGUUACUUCCUUUGAUUGUGGUGCGAGGCCUCUGAGGUUGUAGUUCUUUAGCUGUGAUUCCUGCAUUGCAGUGGGUUUGACUACAUGACGCUUGAGAUCCCUCCUAACUCUACAGUGUUAGGAUUCCGUCAUCUAGCAUAGCACAUUGCAAAUGUUGUGUCUGGCAGAAAAAACAGUAGUGGUCUGUCAAGAAGACCCCCAGCAGUUUACAAGGGAUCCAUAGGAAAAAUAUUUAGGAUCCCCUUUUCUACCCCAGUGAAACACUUUCCAUUAUUUGUGAUGGAAAGGUCUCUGGUCCCCUGACAUGAUGCUCCAUGUAGCUCUGGAGAAUCUUGAUGCUUUUUAAAAUCCUUCCAUCAGGAAGUUUUGCUUGUGAAUUUUGUUAAGAUAGCUGAGGAGGGUUCUUCCUUCUGCCUGCUUCCUUUGCUGCUGAGGUAUAAAAAGGGGCAAAUUGCUUCAGGCCUAGCUUGAAAAGUUACAUGGUUUUACAGAAAUGAAAUAUUAAUCCCACUUUGCAAUUAGAUGGACUGGUUGGAUUUUUUAAAAAAAAUAAUCCUUAAAUAACAAAUCCGUGCUGUAGCAAUUUUGGAAUUAAAAGCCAUAGAAAAAAACUAGAGAUGUUGGUGUUAGACUUUUUCAAAAGAGAAGGACCGGGACGCAAGGUUGACAAAUAGUUCUGCUAAUUUCUCAAGCUCUGUGUGUGCGUUUUGCUGGUUGCCGGGCUCCCAUGGCAAAGUUCUGCUUUGGAUAAGGAAUUCCCAGGUUGCGCUUCAGAAGUGUGUUACUUUCUUAGUUCACAAUUCUGGACCCAACUGGAUGUGACGAUGGAGAAGUUUGACUAUAUCUUGUCUUUCAGCAUACGCAAAUAGCAUCCCGUGAGCCAAGUCAGAACUGCUGGGAGCUUCGCAUUCCUUGGCACUCCAUUUUCCAUAUCUCUGUCAUUCCUUGUUGCAGUCUCAGUUGUAGCCUGUAUGCAGACAUUUUGCAAACUCGAUAAAGAGAUUUGGCAAAAAUGGGCGGCACCGAGAAUGGUGUGUCCCAGAGGAUGCAUGUAGUCAGUUGUUGGCAGGAGGCAGCGGAGAAGGCUAGCUAAGAAUUGUGAGACUUGGCUAAAUGGUUAAACGUUGCAAGUGGAAGUGCUGAGCUGCAUCAUGGUGGACGGAAGGAAGGGUGUGUCACAAAUCAUAGCUAGACCUCACUAUUGUGCAGGGACACCAAAUCACAUUUCUGUGGGAAGAAGGUCAAGCUGAGCAUCCCUGGAACGUAGGCAAUAGAUUGUAAAUAUUAAGGGCCAGCAGAAAAAUGGGGUGUUGGGCUGCCCUCAUGGGGCUUUAUUAGGAAUAGCAUCUUAUUUUGUCCUAGUCCUCACUUUACCCACUGAGCGGGGAGCUGUAAUUUGUUGUGGAAAGUGUUGUGUCUACCGAAUUCAGGAGCUGCUUUGGGCUAAUACUGUUGAGUUUCUCGUUUGCUUACCUAAAGAACUACUCUAUUGAAAUGUGUAUUUGGAUUUCAUCAUUUUAAACAUUAGCUAGGAACGUAUUUAAACAUUCUGAAAGAGCCAAUAUUUUCAGUGUACCUACUCAUUCUCCCCACAUUUCCAGUUUUUCUGCACUGGGGAGGGAAGCCCUUUUCCCCUCUGGCCUUUCCCAUCUCUUGGACCUGCUGGGGCCCCCACCUCUGGAAGGCUAGAGCCAGACUCUGAUCCCCUCACAGUCUGAAAUCACGGCUGGCCUCACGGUAGACAAGUAAGUAGCAUGGCUUUUGACACAGAACAUUUUGAUGCGCCUGCAGUCCUUCAGGAGCAGAAGAAACACUCUUCUUAUAAGCUGCCUGCCUUUGAUUUAAGAUGGGAGGCAGCCUAUCAUCUUGCGUGGGUACCUAAGACCAAAUGUGAAAGAGGGCAGAGGUGGGGGGGGGGCUUUGUCUCUCCGGCAUGCUACUCAAUAAAAGACGCUGUGGACCUUGACCUCCAAGAGUGUUUUUGGCUCUGCCUUUGUCAUCCUUUCAGCUCUCUCUGGGUGUCUUGUCUUCAGUCCCCCCCCCCAAUACACACCAGCAGUGCUUAAACUUUGUGCCAGUAUGUUACACUGAGCUCCCCAGUGUUCACCCUAAGCUGCUGCCCUAUCGUGGACUUUGUUUUUCAAAUCCUGCAUGGACCCCCCUGCUCAUUCCCCGUGGAAAAGGCAGCUUUCAGAUCUUCAGCGCCAGUCCUCACAGGUAAGCUGAGGCAUGUUGGGGGGGGGUCCUUUGAAGAGCCCUUGAAGAAGUCCCUGGACACCUUGUGCCACUUGAGUUGGGCGAGAGCCAGCCGAGAGUGUUGAUGGAGCGGAAACCGCUGCCGUGCGAUGACUGGCAAACGUGCGGUUUGACCUGGAGGCUGGAUUGCUGCCAACAUCGUCUCAACAGCUCCAGAGGUGGAAGGAAAGGAGGGGAGCAGUGAGCUGGGCCUGGCUGCGGAGCAAAGCAGGCUGCAUGGAGGAGCAAGACGUCCGCCAGCGGAAAGGCUGCAGCCCUGUGCAUCGGCGCCUUUGCAGUUCCAGAUUUGUACAAGCUUCCAGGAAGGCGAUAGGCUCUUCAGCCACACAGUAAAAAUGGAAGAGUGAAAGAGAAGAUGCCGUGGAGGGUUUCAAAUAGUUUUUGCAAGCAAAUUUCAGGGUUUCAAUUUAUGCUGUUUGACAAAACGAGCAGGAAAGAGGUGAGAAGAUACAGUUGACUGAGGGUCAACGUACAAGUGGAUGCUUGAGAUGUUUCAGAGAGAUCUCAUGAUGGGACAGGAGGCAACCUGGUGGCAAGUUGAAUGCGCAGUCGAGCAGUGCAUUGAAUAGAGCAGUGUGUGAAAGGGCCCACUGAGGACUAGCUCCAUAGGGGUGGUUCUUAAUCAGAUAUUGCCAUCGUCUUGCCUCGGGGCCCGAUCCGUCACUUUCUUUUCAGACUCGAGAGUGAACUGGGGCAGUAAACAUAUUAGGAUGACAUGGGACCCCAAAGCACAGGAUCUCUUCCACCGAUUAUGUAAAGCAGAAAAGGCAAGAAGGCAAACUUGGAGGCGCUCGCAGCCUGAGGGGCAUGUAAGAAAAGGGGACUCUUUCCAAAGCAAAGCAGGAGGCUUUUGGUCUGACCCGCAAAUGCACGACACAUUCAAACAUUACUAAAUUUAAGGGCUAGACUUGGCUGUGUGGAAAUAGCACCAGCCCUCUGCUAUUUCUAUCUAAUGAGAGGUUUGAAAAGGCCAUUAUUCUGAAGGGACAGCCACUUCCAUAGCAAAAGAUCUACCUGUGUAUGAGUGGGAGAAAGAGACUCAAAAGGGGUGACUCCACGGCAAGAAGGACUGGAUGCCUGGGCUUCCUUCCCUCACUCCCCACAAAAAGGAAAGUUGCCAUAUCUUCAGGGUCACAUUUUCCUUUUGCUGCAGAAAAGCGUUACAGGAGGGCUGGUUCUUAGGCUUUGGGGAAAUGGAGCUGGUCAGCUGUUGAAAGGGCUGCACCUCCAAAUAUUUUAUUCUAAAUAUUUACUACGUUUCCUACGAUGGUGCUGUGCAAGUGAUAGAAAAAAUGGUAGGAAUUGUUGGUUGUAAUAUGUAUCUGAUUUCCCCCCAGUUCUUUUUUAGAAGUAAGUUUUUAAAAAAAUCUCGGCAUGCAGGAUGAUAACACUGAUAUUUCACUCUAGCUAAUCUAAAUAAAACUAUAAAACUAUCAAGUUCAGAUGUGUUUUUUAAUUGUACUUUUGAGUGGUUAAAAAUACAGAAUGCGUUGAUAGUCACUCUUUUAUACCCAACUAAUCGAAGAAAUGGGCUAAAGCAUUUCUCUCCCAGUUUCCCAGCUGUGGUGUGUGGUUCUUUUGGGGGGUAAACAAAUUGCACCUUCUCCAGGGCUGUUUUCUUUCUCCCACCCAUCUGUGUUUUUUUGGGGGGGGUGGAGUGAAUGUGUGGUGGAAGAAGGUGGCUUUUGACCCUGUGGACCCGCAGCCUCUCCUGCCCAUCUCCUUUCCGCGCGCUCUGACUUCUGAGAUGCUCCAGCCCCAGGGGAGAGGGAGGCUUGUGCGGUCAGACCUCCCUCUCUCGGGUUGGGCCUCUCCUGAGAUGGUGCUUGCUGUGACUUCUGGGUGCGUCAUCUAAAAGAAAAAGAAUGAAAAGGAUUUGCUCUUUUCAGAACUAUUGCUUCGUGCAUGUGUAACUUGAUCCAGGUCUGGUUGUUUUCAAACUUCUGGUUGACAGCCCUGGGUAUUAUCACAUUGCAGCCCAGUAGCCUGAUCUGGAGAUGUGUGUGUUCUCCCCCCCCCCCCGCCCUCCUUUCCAGCACCUUCAUUGGCCUUGUGGCGUAGCUCCAGCACCCUCCUGUCCCUUCGGAUCCCUUUCCUCCUGAGCAGUUGCGUGCUGAGCGAACGUGGCUUUGGGAGCCCAGCUUGCUUCACAGCAACCGGGGUGGGGGCUGGUUGGCCGCCUGCCGGGUUUGCCUGGGCUUUGGCCUCUGUUUCCAGCCUGUGCCUUUGGGUCAGUUGGAGCAAAAAGCUGGCUCCUUCCUUCCUGGAGCUUGCAAUCGGAGGAUGCCGUCAGCCGACAACUUCACUGUACUGUAUUCCUGAUGUAAUAAAGGUUGUUUCAGUGACAGCACCUCGUGGCGUGGUCUUCCUUGCACCCUCUGGCUGCCUUUGAACGUUGAUGCUUUCUUUUCAAUAUGCUGACGAUCUUUUCUUUGUUCCAUAGCAUUGAACAGACGGGUUGAUUAUUCUUUUCAGAUAUUAAUAAAGCAGCGGGAAGAAGAAAUAUGAAUAAGGCUCCCUCAAGGUCCAGCCCAGCACGAAGGUAAAGUACCGAGAAGCAUCAAGUUCCCCUAGGAGUUUGGGCUCAGGGCAGAAAUGCACCUUCCUCCGCGGACGGUGGAGCUUCUCCUCGGAAGGGAAUCCCACGAGGAUUCUGCGAUUCUUCUUGGUUGCAGCCUUCCAGGCGGCAAGAUCGUUUUGCCGCCAGGCUCCUCCCAAGCUCGGGGCAGGUUGCGGGCAAGGAGAGCUGCAGCCUGUGUGACCCGGGGCGUCCCUGGCGAGCGCCUCGGAGUCGAGAGCGUCCCUCGGGCUGUACCACGAAGGAGAGGGCAGCAAGAUUCCUUGCGCUCAGGGGCAGAGGCUGAAUGCCGGGGAGUGCUUCCUCCCCCGUCCCCGUGCUGGCAUGCUUUUCCGUUGCAGGGACAUUGCCCCCGAAGAGAGGGGCACAGAUAACAUCAUCUUGGCAAGAGGAUUCUCCUGUCCUCUCUUGGCGCGGCGUCACUGUGUGCCCAUCGUGCACGGGCACUUCUCUUGGCAUCAGUACAGAGCUGUGCACAAGCCCCAGACCUGGCUGCUGCUUCUGCUAGCUCAGGAGCCGGGACAUCGCCGGGGUGCCAGUGGCCAAGGCGCAAGCAGAAGCCGGAGCAUCACCCUUGAUGUUAUCGGCUAGCGCGCUAGCGUGCACCAGGGCACUGCUUUGCUCUGAGCGCUGUGGGCAGAGCGCACGCGAGGGGCAGGCAUGGCAUUGCUGUGGGUGUCGGAGGGGGGGAGGAAGGGAUGAGCGGAGAAAGGGGCACGUGGCCACAACCUGCCUGAGCUCUGGCACUCCCAGGGGUCUGCCUGUACCUCUGGAGCCUAGCGAGGGCAUUCGCAGACCUACAUGAGAGGAGGGUGCUGGCUUUCUCCCCAGGGAGGUGCCCUUUCUGGCUCUGUGGCAUUUCUUGGGUUCCCCUGUCAAGAGCGCAGUUCAGCUGAGCUUGCUGAAAUCCAUUUCAAACGCCACUCGUAUGAAGCCUGAAGAAAACAUGAGAAGCUCUGCCGCCGUCCCUGAGCCUGGGGAGAACGAAGCUUGGGAUCUGAAAUAAAGAACCGUUGCGCAGUGCUUGAGUUCUUGGUAACGUCCAGGGUUGGCCCUGCGUCCGAAGGGUGCUGGUUUAUUGCGUACACAUCACUGACGGCUCCGCUUGGCUCCAGACGAGGAGUCCUCCGACUGUCCCACUUCCUUAACUUCUCCGGGCAUUCUGCCUGUCCACAUUCUCCUACUGUCCACAAGGUUUGUUCCAUAAGAUGCGCUGCUCUGCGGUCCGGGACCGCCACCUUUUCCGAAAUGUGAGAGCUCCCCUUCUCCUGCUGUACCUGCACAGGCCGUCACUCACUUCUUUUGUUUCCUGAUCUUGUUAUACCUCUGUGGUUAGAAACAAAUCCCGAGGGAGCUUUCUCCCCCAUUGAGCGCUGAGCCCAGCCCAGGGGCGGAUGUGGUGGUGGAGCCCAUUGCCAUUGCAGGCUCACUUCAGACCAACUCAAAGACGUCUGGGGGGGGGGGGAGCCCAUCUAGAAGAUUAAGCUGAGGGGGUGCUCAAUGCUGAUAGGCUUGUGCAGGAAUUGACCAAGGCCCCGUUGUCCCUGGGGUGAUAGAACAAUCUGGGCUGCACCACUGCAAACCGCCAGGGGGGACUUGGGUGGCUGAAGCCUCCUUCAUAGGAAUUCUUCCCUGCACACAGAAAGCUAGGUGUUGGAAAGGCUCCGGCGCAGGCAUCUCCGUGACAAGGUGGUUUUGUAUGUGAGGAGAGGAUCUUCUUGUGGGAAGGUCACGCGUCUCCCCGCCAGUCUUGGAAGCAGGAGAGCCCAGCGGCAGGUUGGCACUGGGGUGAGAACUAGGCCAGGAUCCCUUUGCCUUCUGAAGCCAGGCUGCGGAUAGUAGUAGUAGUAGUAGUAGCAGUAGUAGUUUAGUAGUAGUAGUAGUAAUAAUAAUAAAUUUAUUACUUAUACCCCACCCAUCUGGCUGGGCCUCCCCAGCCACUUUGGGCAGCUUCCAACAGAAUAUUAAAAACACAGUAAAACAUCAAUCAUUAAAAGCUUCCCUAAACAGGGCUGUCUGUCCGCUGUUCCUCUCUCAAGUGCUCCCAGACUCUUGUUCCAGGAGGGGCCUUGCCCUGGCAGCUGGGGACGACCCCGCUGAUGGCGCCCGCUGUCUAAAGAACUUUCCCCGGUGCUUCUUGCAGAGAGGCCUUGCCCUACGGAGAGAGAGAUGGACAACGCGACCGCUCUCCAAACCGCCACAGCCUUCCGAGAGACGCUCAAGAGAGCCGGAAUGGCAGAGAUUCCCGGGGUGCCGGGGUGAGAGAUGUGCGCAGCAGCGGCAGAGAGCCGAGAGACUUCCGGGACCCCAGAGACCUAAGGGACCCUCAGGACACCCGAGAGCCGCUCUACGAACGCUAUAGGGAGCCUCCCUACAGGUAUGCAGGACCUGGGAGCCUCCUGGAGUGGCACAAGGGGUGGGGGGUGCUGUUGGGAAUGGCUCUUGGCUGCUGCAGUCGGAACAUGUCUCCCCGUGUCUGCCUUGCAGGCGAGAGGAGGGCUAUGACCGCUAUGCGCGCCCAGACGACUAUUACCGAAGGAAGGAUGACCAGUACUACGACCGCUACAGAGACCAGUUGGACAGACCCACCUUGAGCACUGAAGGUGGCUAUUGGAUCCGUCCGUCCGCCCGAGGCUGGUGGGAGCGGGGUGGGCGGUCCUGCCAGGAAGGGGAGGGGGCCUGGUGAGAUUCUCUGCCCUGACCCUGGUGACUCUUCCCUCAGAGCGCAUGAAGCGGGAGGAGCGGCGGCGGGAAGAGCUGUAUCGCCAGUUCUUUGAGGACAUCAAGCGGCGCAUUGAUUCGGAGCGGCCAGUGGACUGCUCAGUGAUUGUGGUCAACAAGCAGACCAAGUAAGAGCUUGUCAGGCGGGGCCACGGCCCUCAUUGUCCCCCCAGUUGCUGCUCCUGCAUUCUGGCUGUUGUGGGGCUGGUUGGUUGGCUCUUUCUAGGCACGUGUCCCCACCGCUUCAUGGCAUGUCGCCCUCAGAGCAGGUGCAUACAGUCAAAGUAGAGCGAAACGCAAAAGCGCAGGCUCUACGAGUAGUAAAUGAACCCACCAGAUUCUGAAAGAAUAAAACCAUCUCUACAAACGCCAAAAACAAGGGAGCCAUUUCAUCUUGGCUUUGCUGGCCAGAUCCUGGUCGGAUUCUAGCCUUUUGGGCCCCAUGUGACGGGUGCAUGGAGCCAUUCAACUGUCAAUCACCUGACAUCACAAUGGCAUUGGGUGAUAGAGUUCUUUGAAGUCCCAAAACUGGGACUGCAAGGCACCACUCUGAGCUUGCAAAGAGUACCUGAGGUUUCUGCUUUCCUGCGCAUUGGCUGAUGGGCAAUUGAGCCGAAAGCUGCUUCUGCAGUUGUUGGCUGUGGGGGUGAGCGAAUCCCCCCCCCCCCAGCACUCACUUGCCCAGCUGAUUCGUCCGACAGGUGGCAGAGCCAAGCCUGAUUCCCUUGCUAAUGCAGAAACAAGAGGACACUUCAAAGCUCCCAGCAGCCCCUUGGCCACCAUGUGCCUACCUGCCAGCACACCUGACGCCACCUGGGAUGUCAAGUGUGGGGCAGGCAACUCUGGUUUGGGGGAAAGGAUCUUGUGGUCCAAAUUUGAACCCCUGGCUGGCCAUGUUUGCCUCACAAGUGGAAGAUUCCUUACUCCUAACUUCUGUGUUCCACUUGGCGCAUGAGGAGGAGCAGAGAGAGGCGCCGGCAGUUUGAGGCGCAGGCUCAGGUGCAGCGGCUUCUGUUUUGCGCAGGGAGUACGCAGAGUCCGUGGGGCGCAAGGUGCGCGAUCUUGGCAUGAUGGUGGACCUGAUCUUCCUCAACUCGGAGAUGUCUUUGCAGCAAGCCCUGGACGACGUGAGCAGAGGGGGCUCCGCCUUUGCCAUUGUCAUCACCCAGCAGCACCAGAUUCACCACUCCUGCACCGUCAACAUCAUGUUUGGCACCCCGCAAGGUGGGGGGGCCGGGGGGGGCUGCAGCUGCGGGCAGGGCUUUCCCCAGAGACACUUGUGCAGGGGGCUGAGAGCACAAGGUUGGCGGGCGAGGGGCUGCCGCUUCCCACAAAGGGGGCCUGUGCCCCAGAACCCACAAGAUGCUCAAGUCGAGGAGGAGGAGGAGGGUGUCUGCUUUGGGUCUGCUGGCUUGUGAGAGCUGGAACCUGUGUAUGUUUUCAGAAGAAUCCUAGAACCGUAGAGUUGGAAGGGACCCCAAGAGGCAUCUAGUCCAGCCCUGCCAUGCAGGACUCUCAGCUAAAGCAUCCCUGAUGGCUUUCCAACCUCUGCUUAAAAGCCUCCCAAGGAAGGAGAGCCCAUCAUUAAGAGGAAAGCCCCCCCCCAAAGCAGGGUGUCUUUUUACUGUCUCUUUCUCGCACAAAUGUGUGCACCCACAGCCCCAGUUAAUCAGCAAAAUUCAAACUGAAUUGAAACUUCAGAAUUCCCUUUGCAAGAGGCAGGCAGACGCCAGAGCCCUCUAGACUGGUAGGGGAGGCUUCUGGCUGCAGGGAGAGCGGCUCUCAGGAGACCCGGCCGGGAGGAGGGCUUUUCCUGCCGCUGUUUCCCUGGCGCCACAGGGGUUGCUCACGCAUGACCUUUCCCGCCGCAGAGCACAGGAACAUGCCGCAGGCGGACGCCAUGGUGCUGGUGGCGAGGAACUACGAGCGCUACAAGACGGAGAUCCGGGAGAAGGAGCGCGAGGUGAUUGCCAGGCAGGCCGCCAAGAUGGCCGACGAAACCAUUCUGCAGGAGCGGGAGCGCCCCCAGCAGGGGGAGGAGGGGCUCCGUGGGGGCCACCCCCCGGGCAUCCAGACGCUCCUGAACUUGCUGUGUGACAACCGCUACCUGACCUCCGAGGAGACGGACAAGAUCAUCAACUACCUGAGGGAACGCAAGGAGCGACAGCUGAGAGCCACCACAGACUCCCAUCCGGGUAAGUUCUCUGCCAGGGAGACGCCUGCCCUCCCCACCUGCUUGAACCAGGCCUACUGCAUUUUGGCCCCCCAGAAGCACUACGUGGGGCUACCUUUGAAGGUGACUCGGAAACUGCAAUUAAUCCAGAAUGCGGCAGCUAGACUGGUGUCUGGGAGCGGCCCCAAGACCAUAUAACACCAGUCCUGAAAUAUCUACAUUGGCUCCCAGUACGUUUCCGAGCACAAUUCAAAGUGUUGGUGCUUGAAAGCCCUAAAUGGCCUCAGUCCAGUAUACCUGAAGGAGCGUCUCCACCCCCAUCGUUCUGCCCCGACACUGAGGUCCAGCGCUGAGGGCCUUCUGGUGGUUCCCUCCCUGCGAGAAGUGAGCUUACAGGGAACCAGACAGAGGGCCUUCUCCGUAGUGGCGCCCGCCCUCUGGAACGCCUUCCCAGCCGAUGUCAAGGCAAUAAACAACUUAAAAGACACCUGAAGGCGGCCCUGUUUAGGGAAGUUUUUAAUGUCUGACGCUGCAUUGUUUUUGAUAUUUGGUUGGGAGCCGCCCAGAGUGGCUGGGGAGAUCCAGUCAGAUGGAUGGGGUAUGAAUAAUAAAUUACUAUUAUUAUUAUUAUUAUUGUUGUUGUUGUUAUUAUUAUUGUUGUUGUUGUUGUUGUUAUUGUUAUUGUUGUUGUUGUUAUUAUUAUUACACUAAGCCUGUAAUGGGGGGCAGCUGGGGCUCCAGAGACUUAAACUGGCCUUUCCUUCCCCGCAGCUUCGCACACCCGGCAGCCCCUCGGAGCCUCUUCCGGGUCUUCUCUGGGCACCUCGGCCAGCCUGAGCAGCCCCCAGAGCUCGCAGGCCCUCUCCUCGGCCCCCUCGGCCCCCGUGGCCUCGACCCCCCAGCAGGAGCUGCAGGCCAAGAUCCUCAGCCUCUUCAACAGCGGGGCAGCCAUGGCCACGGCCAACAGCAGCUCAGCCGCAGGAACCUCCCAGAACACCGGCUUCUCCACGGGGCCCAGCACACAGAACCGGCCCGGCGCCACCGGCAGCGGAUUGGGCCAGUCUCAGCAGCGGGCCCCGGCCCAGGGCCCUCAGUUUUCUGGCCACGGGGGUCCCGCCAGGGGGGUAGGCCCUCGGGCCGCAGCUCCCCAGGCCUCGCAGCCGCUGUACCAGAACCGCCCGCCAGCCCCCAGCAACGCUUCCGCCUCCAGGCCGGCGCCGUCUUCCGGGAUCAACUUUGACAACCCCAGCGUGCAGAAGGCCCUGGACACGCUGAUCCAGAGCGGGCCGGCCCUCACGCACCUGGUGAACCAGACUGUGGGGCAGGCGCGGGCCGCCCCCUCCUCCCAGCAGCAGCUGAGCUCCUACCAUCGGCACUACUGA